Messenger RNA from Vittaforma corneae ATCC 50505, 417 nucleotides. RefSeq lists its product as uncharacterized. The coding region runs from base 1 to 417 and encodes 138 amino acids. NCBI's taxonomy places the organism in Eukaryota, Fungi, Microsporidia, Nosematidae. Gene Ontology annotation, molecular function: structural constituent of ribosome. The transcript has a single exon. Gene Ontology annotation, biological process: translation. The record is from RefSeq and is a predicted model, not a curated record. Gene Ontology annotation, cellular component: ribosome.
AUGGUUGAAUAUUGCUUUGUCACGCUUUAUGAAUCGUCUUUUGUAUUUGCACUUUUCUUGUUUGUUAGUAAAAUUUUUGUGAAAAAUUUUCACCCAGAACAAAUGGUAGUUCCAAUAAAGUUCAUUGGGAACACGUACAAGACUGCAUCGAACAAAAGAGUUAAAGUCAUUACGCCCUCCAAGAAGAUUAGCUUUAUUAAGGAAGGUAAGAAGGCCAAGAUGCAUCGCUGCCACGGCUGUGAACAACUUCUUAUCGGUAUCGCUGCGUUGAGGCCGGCAGCUUUUUCCAGGCUGCCCGUUUCACAAAGAAGAGUUUCUAGACCGUAUGGUGCUACACACUGCUCUAAUUGUGUUAAAAAGAAAAUCAUUUCUUCAUUUUUGAAUGAUGAACAGAAGCUUCUGAGUAAAAAGAAUUAA